GCCGGGGUCCAUGCCGGGCAUGUUGUGGUCCAUGUGGCCGUGAUCCAUGUGUGAGUGAUCCAUGUUCUCGUUGUAUUCUCUUUCUGCUGCUGUGGGAAGUGGUGUUGUGGUGCACUGGGUCGCUGCGAAGGGGAAACAGGACGCAACGCGCGCGUCUCACCAUGCCUGCGCGGGUGACCCCGCGUGCAUGAGCAUGUUUCGCACCGCAAAGGGUCCAGUAGCUAUCGAUGACAUUUGCGAUCUGCUUACAAUUCCAUGACAAGCGCUACACGACACAAUAGUCUUUACAGUACCUCUUUGACAUCCUGAAAUGCGAUUAUAAUCACUGCCAUGACAACCAUGCGAUCCCUCCGCCCUGCUGCGCGGUGCUUCCAAAGCUCAGCGCCACGCCCGCUCUUGCGGACCCCCGGAGCUAUUACUCCACAGCGACACUUUUCCCUUACAGCACCAGCACGCCUUCUCGCACCGCCAUUGAACGUGCCAAAAUGGGUAUCCGAGAACUCGCACAUGCUGAAGCCCCCGAUUAACAACUACUGCGUCUACAAUGACAGCGUAACCGUCAUGAUCGUCGGCGGCCCCAACGAGCGCACCGACUACCACAUCAACGAGACCGCCGAGUGGUUCUACCAACACAAAGGCUCCAUGCUGCUCAAGGUCGUCGACGACAAUGAGUUCCGCGACAUCCACAUCCACGAGGGCGAUAUGUUUCUGUUGCCGCCGAAUACGCCGCAUAACCCUGUCAGGUUCAAGAAUACUGUUGGUAUAGUGCUGGAGCAGCACAGGCCGGAGGGAAGUGUAGAUCGCUUGAGGUGGUAUUGCCAGAGCUGUGGGGAAAAGGUGCAUGAAGCUGCGUUUCAUUGUACGGAUCUGGGGACGCAGAUCAAGGAUGCUGUGAAUGCGUUUAAGGCGGAUACCAAGGCGAGGACGUGUGGUAAUUGCGGAACGAUAUGUGAUACUGCUCCCUCGAAAUCAGGCGAGAACCCCUCGAAACCCUCGAGACCAGACAAGACAACGAAGAACAAGUUGGAAGAAGAGGCGAAGGACGAUGUGGCAGAGGAGAGGGGAAAGAGCGCAGAGAAAGCGGAGGCAAGCGCGAAGACGAGUACAGGCAACAAGGUGCCUUUCCAGCCGUCGUAGACGCAGCCGAAGUCGCGGACUGAGUAACAAGUCUGGCGUUUGUAUUUUUAGGUGUCCGUAUACAAGACCUUAUAGACCCUUCCACAUGACCUUGGCGACAUGGUCGGUCUUCUUCUUGGUCGG
Macroventuria anomochaeta is the source of this 1260-nucleotide messenger RNA. RefSeq names its product 3-HAO-domain-containing protein. Bases 331 to 1137 code for a protein of 268 amino acids. NCBI's taxonomy places the organism in Eukaryota, Fungi, Ascomycota, Dothideomycetes, Pleosporales, Didymellaceae. Gene Ontology annotation, cellular component: cytoplasm. Gene Ontology annotation, biological process: 'de novo' NAD+ biosynthetic process from L-tryptophan; quinolinate metabolic process. Gene Ontology annotation, molecular function: iron ion binding; 3-hydroxyanthranilate 3,4-dioxygenase activity. The transcript has 2 exons. The record is from RefSeq and is a predicted model, not a curated record.